AUGCAUGGUGAGGAAAUACAAACAGCAAUCGUCUUUUUGAGAAGAACGAAGAUAUGGGAUGCAAAAGGAUCGCGGGUGGAUUCACAGGCAGAGCACAAGGCGAUCUUGGUCCAGUUUACGGUUUCCAGUGACGACAUUCUGGCGCCGAGUACAAAGGCCCAGACGCGGACUAUGAGGGCCAGACAGCCGCCGGAUUAUCAUGAGCGCCUGGAAUACUUGUGGCAAGUCGUGUUGCUGUUUUUUCAAGCAAACUUCGACAUGGCAAUGGUAAAUGGUGAACAGCACAUCGGCGAUAACGAAAAGAAUCAUGUAGAUCACUUUGAAGUACCGAUAGAGAAAAAUGAGGCUGUUUACUUUUGGUCGUUUUUUUUGUUCUACAAGUCGCUUAAAAUGCUAAUUUGAGUGCCUUUGUGUUUGAUGAUGAAGAGUUGCGUCUG
Molecule: messenger RNA, 437 nt
Organism: Cylicocyclus nassatus
Lineage: Eukaryota; Metazoa; Nematoda; Chromadorea; Rhabditida; Strongylidae
Source: the annotation of a GenBank genome assembly